AUGACAGAAUACCUUGGUAUCUGUAUUCUAUUUCAGCAUGGUCACGUGCAUCUCUGUCUCCGGGAGAUGGUUCUAGAGCAGUAUGGCAAGGACACAUGGGACGCCGUUCUAAAGGAGGCCUCGCUUGAUGAUGACAACGAUUUUAUGUUAUUUCAUUACUACGAAGACACGCGGACAAUCAGUUUGGUGGUAGCUAUAUCUAACAACACUGGUCUGGAUGUGAGCGGCGUGCUGGAAUCGUACGGACAUUAUUUCUACUUUUACGCCACCAGUCGAGGAUACGAUAGGAUGUUACGAACUCUUGGCAAGGACUUCCACACCUUCGUACAGAACCUUGAUCUUUUACAUUCUCUCCUCGCCCUCACAUACAAAGGCAUGCGGCCACCUCAUUUCCGGUGUGAGAAAAAGGACGGGAAGUUGUUUGUCCACGUGUUUACAGUACGCCCUGGGAUGUUUCCGGCGGCCAUCGGGAUGCUAACUGAAGUUGCUCGCCAAAUUUUCGAUACUCGAAUCAACAUGACUGUGGUGACUAGGAAAACAGGAGAAAUAUUCAAACACAAGUACUGUGAACACGUGAUCACAGAGGUCAAGGUCCUUGAAGAACAAAAAAUAGCAGCCAUUACUGGAGAGGAUGAAGUCAUGAAAAACCAUGUGCAAAGCCAGCUACAACAACUUGCGCAUGCACGAGACAACUAUGUGGUGGCUGUUCCAGAAAUUAGUCUGAAUACCGCAUUGCCCUUCAGUGUUGUUUUCGAUAGAAACAUGUUCAUCCAAAGUGCAGGACUCCAUUUAAAAACUCUUUGUGGUGAAAUCCAACAAGAACGUGCUAAAAUUAACGACAUCUUUGAAAUUAAGGAACCAGAGAUGAAAUUUGACUAUAACGCCAUUAUGAGUUGUAACAGUUCUUAUAUGUAUUUUUUUCUUCAACCAAAAGAGAAGAAUUACAAUGGGACACCGCCUAAAUCAGACUGCCCCGUCUUAAGAGGUCACAUGGUACCUUUGGAGGACAAAGAAGAGGUCAUGUUUAUCGGUAGCCCGCACUUCGACAGCUUGGGAGACCUUAUUUCCUCUACAACGUAUCUGACAAACAUUCCUCAAGACAACAUGACCAUGGAAAUAAUGUUUAUGAACGAGCAAAGACGAGCGGAUGUGGAAAUGAGUAAGAAACUUGACGAGACUACAGCGGCCAUGAAAAAGCUUGCAGCAGCUCUUGAUCAGGAAAAGAAAAAAACGGACAUGUUGUUGUAUCAGAUGCUUCCGGUCAAAGUGGCCAAUCAGCUGAGAGACGGUAACACUGUAAAAGCAGAAAAACAUGAAAAUGUAACCAUCCUGUUCAGCGACAUUGUUACUUUCACAAACAUGGCAGCCUUGUGUCAUCCAAUGGACAUUGUAGAACUGCUUAAUGACCUAUUCCAGCGGUUUGAUCAGUUAACAACUAAGCACGACAUAUAUAAAGUGGAGACAAUUGGCGAUGCGUACAUGGUAGUGUCCGGAGUACCAGAGGCCAGAGACGAUCACGCCAUCAGGAUAUCUAGCAUGGGCCUCGAUAUGAUUCAAGAAACUAGUCACGUGAUUAAUCCCGUGUCUAAUAAAGCUAUCCAGAUUCGCGUGGGUAUCCACACGGGGUCCGUGGUGUCUGGAGUCGUUGGGAUGAAGAUGCCAAGGUACUGUCUGUUCGGUGACACAGUAAACACAGCUUCGCGCAUGGAAAGUCACGGACUUCCGGGACGUGUUCACAUCAGUAACACAACACACAGGGAAAUUCGGGAGGUGGGUUUUCUUUUAGAGAGACGCGGUGGAAUUGAGGUAAAGGGGAAAGGAAUCAUGGACACUUACUUUAUUAACGGUGUAUCUGAUGAUUUUGAUCUCGGCAGGAAAUCGUUAGCGCAGACUGAUAUAUAUCGAGAGCCUGAGCCCGAGCGAAUUGCAAUCAAGCGAGUUACAACAGAGUCAGAGCAGAAACCGAGGCCCGGGAACUCGUCAUUUUGUUCCGUCAUGUGAACUCCAUCAUUGUUGUAUUUGUUAUUUCCUUGUUAGUAUUAUUUGUUGUCAUUUUAUCAAUAAUUAUUAAAUC
Ostrea edulis (European flat oyster) is the source of this 2074-nucleotide messenger RNA. Its product is annotated as soluble guanylate cyclase gcy-35-like. The transcript is spliced from 11 exons. Bases 1 to 2001 code for a protein of 666 amino acids. Gene Ontology annotation, biological process: response to oxygen levels; cGMP biosynthetic process. Gene Ontology annotation, molecular function: heme binding; guanylate cyclase activity. Gene Ontology annotation, cellular component: guanylate cyclase complex, soluble. Lineage: Eukaryota; Metazoa; Mollusca; Bivalvia; Ostreida; Ostreidae. The record is from RefSeq and is a predicted model, not a curated record.